UUCAGUAGAAUUCAACCUCACGAGUAUGUAAAACGUUUCCUUGAUCAAGGAGUACGACCUGAUGGACGAAAGCUCGGUCAAUUUAGAAAGACAAUGAUUACAAAAAACGCCAUCUCUACAGCGAAUGCCAGUGCCAUUGUGCGCCUUGGCGGCACCACUGUUGUUUGUGGUAUUAAGGCAGAAGUUUGUGAGCCAAACGUGGAUGUCCCUACCAAAGGCUUCUUGGUUCCUAAUGUAGAAUUAUCACCUUUAUGUUCACCAAAAUUCACAGCUGGACCGCCACCAGAAAAAGCACAGGCCAUAUCGGAGUCCAUUCAUCAAUUGUUUACACACUCCAAUCUAUUUCCUCUAGAGAGUCUUUGUAUUGAAGAAGGAAAAGCCGUUUGGGUAUUGUAUGCCGAUAUGGUAUGCUUAUGCUAUGAUGGAAAUGUGUUUGAUGCAAGCUUAUUGGCACUUUCUGUUGCUUUGAAAGAUUUGAAAUUACCCAAGGCUGAGGUAUCGCCUUCCAUGGUCGUUGAAGUUGACCCAACGCAAUACACAGAACCUAUUCCACUUGUUCGCUUUCCAAUCGCAUCCUCAUUCAGCAUUUUCAACAAUCCCAACGUAGUACUCGCGGAUCCUAAUGACACAGAGGAAAGUUUGACGAGAGAACAAGUGACGAUUAUUAUGGAUACAGAGUAUAACCUAUGUAAAAUCUAUAAAAAUGGCGGAAAUACAGUCAAUGCCGAGGGUUUGAAGCGAUGUAUCGACAUUGCCAAACAA
This is a messenger RNA of Mycotypha africana, 762 nucleotides long. Its product is annotated as ribosomal protein S5 domain 2-type protein. Gene Ontology annotation, cellular component: nuclear exosome (RNase complex); cytoplasmic exosome (RNase complex). Lineage: Eukaryota; Fungi; Mucoromycota; Mucoromycetes; Mucorales; Mycotyphaceae. Gene Ontology annotation, biological process: TRAMP-dependent tRNA surveillance pathway; nuclear polyadenylation-dependent mRNA catabolic process; U5 snRNA 3'-end processing. The annotation marks the transcript as partial. The record is from RefSeq and is a predicted model, not a curated record. The transcript is spliced from 4 exons.